Molecule: messenger RNA, 888 nt
Organism: Stylonychia lemnae
Lineage: Eukaryota; Ciliophora; Spirotrichea; Sporadotrichida; Oxytrichidae
Source: the annotation of a GenBank genome assembly
AUGAAUUAGGCUAUGAUGGACCAGAGUCAAAUGAUGGGGAUGUCUCAGUCGAUGAUGCAGCCCACGUCUAUGCCUUUUAUGGGACCUCCUCCAAUUAACCCCUUCAACAAUUUAUACAAGACUCAGAUCUGCAAGCAUUUUAUGCAAAACAAAUAUUGUCAUGUUGGAGCUAAGUGUCAUUUUGCUCAUGGCGAACACGAACUUAGAAAGCCAGAAGAGCCAUUACCGAUUGAGCAGACAAUGAAGAUGAUGAACAUCCCCUACAAUAACUACAAGACUCAGACGUGCAAGUACUAUGAGCAGAGUGGCGGCAAUUGCAAGUUUGGCAAGAACUGCUCCUACGCUCAUGGAGCCCAUGAACUUAGAAACCCCUAUGAUAACUUGCCUCUGACUCCUGGAAUACCUCCAAACUUCGUUAUGCCUGGCUAAAAUGACAUGUUUCAGCAGAAUAUGAUGGGGGAUAUGGGGGCACUAUCUGGAAUCGCUCCUCAGAAACAGCAAAGUCAAGUCUAGAUAAUCUUGAAUCAAAACUUGGAUGAAGUAAAGAUGAAGAUCUUGAAUGCAAGCUCUCUGAUACAAACAGGCUAAAGAGAUCAAAGCUAUGCAAUCAUAAACGAUCUACUCCGGAAUGGCUUUAUAAGCAUUGAGUACCCACAAGCACUGACUACCCAAAACUAGAAUACUCUGCAAGCUGGUGAUCAGCAGUUGUCUCAGCAAUAAACACAGCCCUCUACUUAGAGCAGAGGAGGACAGUCGUAAGAUGCUCUAACUCAUGGGUGGCCGAUGACUCAAGGGAAUCCUAUGCCUUUCAACUUCAUGAUGAUGCAAGGCUAAGAGCAUCAUCAGCAUUAGUAUGCUGCUGGAAUGCAACAAUAUUAGCAAUAAUGA